Molecule: messenger RNA, 2704 nt
Organism: Andrographis paniculata
Lineage: Eukaryota; Viridiplantae; Streptophyta; Magnoliopsida; Lamiales; Acanthaceae
Product: beta-galactosidase 5-like
Exons: 17
Coding region: 246-2483 (745 amino acids)
Biological process (GO): carbohydrate metabolic process
Cellular component (GO): vacuole; cell wall
Molecular function (GO): beta-galactosidase activity
Source: RefSeq, a predicted model, not a curated record
CACUUCUUCUCUUCCAUUUCCAAAUAGCAAUAAUGGUGCUGCUUCUGUUGCCUUCCUCUUGAAAAUUUUCAGUUAUGCUAUAAUUGACAAGAAGCUGUGUGCGUCGGGUGAGUCAGGCAAUCAGUAUCCUCCUGCUCCUCCUCCUCCUCCUUCCACAUUUCCGUUUCCAUUUAUUACUACCACUCCACUUGCACAAUAAUAGUAAUAACUCUUCCAUAGUUUCUUCUUCUUUCUCAUACCCCAAAAUGAAAAUGAAAAUGAAAAUGGAAGCUGCUGCUGCCUUCUCAUCAGCUUCAAAAUGUGCCUUCUUCAUCUUCUGCAUUCUCUUCUUCAAUCUAUCCUCCUCCAUCCAUUUUGUCCACUGCACUGUCACUUACGAUAGCAGAGCUCUCGUCAUCAACGGCCACAGAAGGAUCCUCUUCUCCGGUUCCAUUCAUUACCCAAGAAGUACCCCUGAUAUGUGGGCCGAGCUCAUACAAAAGGCAAAGGAAGGGGGAUUAGACGCAAUAGACACUUAUGUAUUUUGGAACCUCCAUGAACCCUCCCCUGGAACUUACAAUUUCGAGGGAAACUGUGACCUAAUUAGGUUCGUCAAAUUAGUCCAACAAGCAGGGAUGUACCUCCAUCUCCGCCUUGGCCCUUACGUCUGUGCAGAAUGGAAUUUUGGAGGAUUUCCUGUUUGGUUGAAGUACGUUCCAGGCAUUAGUUUCAGAACUGACAAUGGACCUUUCAAGAUGGCGAUGCAGAGAUUUACUGAGAAAAUUGUUGGAAUGAUGAAGAGUGAGAGGCUGUUUCAAUCUCAGGGAGGCCCUAUUAUUCUUUCCCAGAUUGAAAACGAGUACGGUCUCGAGAGCAAGAAUUUUGGGGCUGCUGGUCAUGCAUACAUGUCUUGGGCGGCAAAAUUGGCUGUCGGGUUGGAGACUGGUGUGCCAUGGGUUAUGUGCAAAGAAGACGACGCACCAGAUCCAGUGAUCAACACAUGCAAUGGAUUUUACUGUGAUUAUUUCUCCCCAAACAAGCCGUACAAGCCCACAAUGUGGACAGAGGCUUGGACCGGAUGGUUUGAAGAGUAUGGAGAGCCAGUUCAUCAUCGCCCUGUUGAGGAUUUGGCAUUUGCAGUUGCACGAUUCAUCCAAAAAGGGGGCUCCUUUGUAAACUACUAUAUGUAUCAUGGAGGAACUAAUUUUGGUAGAACUGCCGGAGGGCCGUUUAUCACUACAAGCUAUGAUUACGAUGCUCCUAUCGAUGAAUAUGGCUUACUUAGACAACCAAAGUACGACCAUCUAAAGGAAAUGCAUAAGGCGAUAAAGUUAUCUGAGCAAGCUCUGCUAAAUGGAGAUCAUACUAUUAAGGCUUUGGGUAACUAUGAGCAGGCUCAUGUAUAUUCUUCCAAGUCCGGUGAUCAAUGUGCAGCCUUCUUGUCGAAUUUCCACUGGGACACGCACGCGCAGGUGUCAUUCAAUAAUCGGAAAUAUGAUCUGCCUCCCUGGUCAAUCAGCAUCCUCCCUGACUGCAAGAAUGUUGUUUUCAACACUGCUACGGUUAGAUCCCCAGCAUCAUGGGCCCAAAUGCUGCCGACGAAUGCCAGAAUGCUUUCAUGGGAGACAUACAGCGAAGAUGUUUCUGCAAACAAUGAUAAGAGGUUUGCAGUCUUGGGUCUUUUGGAGCAGUUGAAUGUCACUAGGGACACAAGUGACUACUUAUGGUACACAACGAGUGUUACAAUAAGCCCAUCUGAAUCGUUUCUACACGGAGGGAAGUGGCCAGAUCUGACUGUCGAUUCCGAAGGCCAUGCCUUGCACAUGUUUGUGAAUGGGCAGCUGUUGGGAUCGGCAUUUGGGACUCGAGAAAAUAGAAGAUUCUCACUUACACGAGCUGUCAAUUUACAUGCUGGAAUAAACAGCAUUGCUCUGCUCAGCGUAGCAGUUGGGUUGCCGAACAUCGGCCAUAGAUUUGAAACAUGGAACACUGGCGUCCUAGGACCUGUUGUCUUACGUGGGGUGGACCACGGAUCAUGGGACUUGUCGAGUCAACAAUGGUCUUACAAGGUUGGACUGAAUGGAGAAACGGCGAACAUCGUGUCCCCAAGCCAAAGUUCUUCUGUUGACUGGAUGAAAGGGUCUCUUGCAGCCAAGCAACGUCAGCCUCUUACAUGGUACAAGGCGUACUUCAAUGCACCGGUAGGGAAUUCGGCGUUGGCAUUAGACCUGAGCAGCAUGGGGAAAGGGCAAGCAUGGGUGAACGGGCAGAGCAUUGGGCGAUACUGGAGUGCUUUGGCGAGAGGGCACUGCAGCGGAGAGUGCAGCUACGCAGGGACAUAUCGGCAGGGGAAGUGCCAGCACGGCUGCGGAAAGCCUACUCAGGCAUGGUACCAUGUUCCUCGGGCAUGGCUCAAGCCCACACAGAAGAAUAUGCUCAUAGUUUUUGAGGAAAUCGGAGGUGAUGCUUCCAGGAUCUCUCUGCUUCAGAGAUCCAUCAAAUAAAAUGUACAUAUACAUACAUACUUACUUACUUCACCACUGCACUGCUGCCUGCUGCCAUGCCAUGCCAUCUCCAUCUCCAUCUCCAUCUCUGUAUGUAUGUUACUAUGCAUUGUGGUAUAUUUAUUUAUUGGAUAGCCUAGCUAGCUAGCUAGCUAGGUUCACACAAAGUAAAGGUGAUAUGAAUACGAAUACGUAUAUAUAUACCGUUUGAUUGUGUUCAA